Messenger RNA from Sitophilus oryzae (rice weevil), 1170 nucleotides. Its product is annotated as KRAB-A domain-containing protein 2-like. Gene Ontology annotation, biological process: DNA integration. The transcript has a single exon. Gene Ontology annotation, molecular function: nucleic acid binding. The record is from RefSeq and is a predicted model, not a curated record. The coding region runs from base 1 to 1170 and encodes 389 amino acids. Lineage: Eukaryota; Metazoa; Arthropoda; Insecta; Coleoptera; Curculionidae.
AUGACUGAAACCGGUAUAAAUAGUAAGAUGUGGAGUGAGGAAUACGAAAAAAAAGUAAUCCGAAUUUUGCAAGGUUGUGAAAGUGUCACUAAAAACAGAGAGUACUACCAUAUUAAAAGUUCGUUCAAGCUAGAAAAGUUUGCUGGAAUAACAAAGAUAUGUCGAAAAAAAGACAAUAAAAUAAUGACUACCAAAACAAAUGCAUGGCAAAUCAUUCGAGAUUUGCAUAACGCUUGUGGACAUAAAGGAGAGAAAAAAACCUACAAAAAAGUUGCAGAACAUUAUGCUAAUAUACCAAUGGUUAUAAUAAAACAGUUUAUUGAACAGUGCGAGAGGUGCACAGAGAAAACAAAAAAAGUAUACAGUACAGGAAUUGUUGUUAGACCCAUAAUAAAUAAAGAUCUUAAUUCCAGAGCACAAAUCGACUUAAUUGAUUACCAAAGUUUACCUGAUGGUCAAUACAAAUUUAUUUUGCACUAUAAGGAACAUUUAACAAAAUAUAGUAUUUUAAGACCGCUAAUAUGUAAAUGUGCUGUUGAAGUAGCCAAAGAACUUUUAAACAUUUAUUUGGAUUUUGGAGCUCCGACUGUUCUACAAUCCGAUAACGGUAAAGAGUUUACUGCAAAUAUAAUCAAGGAGUUAGGGACUCUCUGGCCUACCUUAGUUCUUGUGAAUGGGAGGCCACGGCAUCCACAAAGUCAAGGAAGUGUGGAAAGAGCAAACGCUACUGUAGAAAAUGCAUUAGUGGCUUGGAUGCGUGACAAUAAGACUUCUUCUUGGUCGUUGGGCCUAAAAUUUGUGCAAUGGGGUAUUAACACAACUUAUCAUGAUGCUAUAAAAAUGGAACCAAACAAAGCUAUGUUUGGUCAGCCAACAAAAUUAGGCUUAGGUUCUAAGAUACCACAAGAAUUUCUUGCUGCGAUAUCCAACGGGAUAACAGAAGAAAAUAUGGAUGAAAUAUUAAAAAUACCAGAUAAUGAGAGUUGUAAGGAGAAUGACAAUGGACAUGAAAUAAUGAAAGAUACAAUGCCAGAAAAUUUUGAAAAAUAUAAUAUAGAAGAAGACAUCUAUAAUCAAGAAGUUACAACAGACACACUUCUGUGCCGACUGCUGGUUUUGGUGAAAUAUCUAAAGAGGAUACAAAAGAAUUUACACCAGAAACACAGAUAG